This is a messenger RNA of Drepanopeziza brunnea f. sp. 'multigermtubi' MB_m1, 1374 nucleotides long. The record is from RefSeq and is a predicted model, not a curated record. Lineage: Eukaryota; Fungi; Ascomycota; Leotiomycetes; Helotiales; Drepanopezizaceae.
AUGCAGCAAGCCCCCUUCGCCAGGGCACUAUAUCCACCACAACAUAUCGUCGUUCCCGGAUCGAUGUCGCCAUAUUUUGGAGGGCGCAUCACCUUGACAAUCACAGCUCCCACGCAUGAUGGUGACCUCCUCUCCCUCGAGAUCCCUCCCGAUACCACCGUCAGUACGUUGAAGGAGUCCGUCCAAGCCGAGUCGCAGAUCCCCAAGACGUCCCAACACCUCUAUCACAAUGGCCAGCUUCUCGCAGAUGAUUCCAAGACUAUGGAACAGCUCUCGAUCGGAGACGGCGAGAUGCUAGCGCUACAUGUCCGAGAUACGGUGGGAAGCACAGGUGUACCAGCAGGCCGCCGACCACCGCAGCCAGCACGCCAACAACAACACCAACAGAGAGGAGGACGUCCGGGCCAGCUAGAUCCAGAGACGAUGCGGCUUCAGCUUCUCGGAAACCCGGUCAUGAGGCAAGAAGUUGAAAACCACAGACCUGAGCUGGGCGCAGCUAUCGAUGAUCCCCAGCGAUUCGCGCAGGUCUGGCAGCGCAUGGCGGAUGAGGAUACAGCGGCGCAAAAUCAGCGGAAUCAGCAUAUUGCCGAUCUAAACGCGGAUCCGUUUGAUAUCGAUGCUCAGAUGAAGAUUGCAGAGAUGAUUAGAGAGGAGCGAGUGCAGGAGAAUCUACAGAACGCCAUUGAGCAUAAUCCUGAGGUGUUCGGUCGUGUUCACAUGCUCUAUAUCGAUGUCGAAGUGAACGGUCACAAAGUAAAGGCUUUCGUCGAUUCCGGCGCCCAAGCUACCAUCAUGUCCCCUUCAUGCGCUGAAAUGUGUGGUAUUAUGAGACUGGUAGACAAGCGCUUCGCAGGUGUCGCACGGGGAGUUGGUACAGCAGCAAUUCUAGGACGAGUCCACUCAGCACAGAUCCGCAUCGGCAGCUUGUUCUUACCUUGCAGUUUCACAGUCAUGGAAGGCAAAGACGUUGAUUUGCUGCUCGGACUGGAUAUGUUAAAGCGCCAUCAAGCUUGCAUAGACCUGUCCAGGGAUAAAUUGGUUAUCCAGGGCGUCGAAGUCUCAUUUCUGGGAGAGGCGGAUAUCCCGAAGAGCAUGGAGGAGGAACGAGCUGAUGAACCGAAGGUUGCUGGGCCGGGUGGAACCACGAUUGGAGGACGGACAGGCGUCGUCUCCGGACCUGCGACUCCCCAACCUGGUCCUUCAGCUGCUCCCCCACCGUCCGCGCCAACGCCACAACUUGCCGCGCCCACGUUUCCGCAACAGUCGAUCGACCAGCUGACCGCGCUGGGAUUCUCGUCGGCCCAAGCACAGAACGCUCUGGCUGCUUGCAACGGUGACGUGGAAUACGCUGCGGGACUUCUAUUUCAAGGUUGA